Messenger RNA from Gastrolobium bilobum, 912 nucleotides. RefSeq names its product probable glutathione S-transferase. The coding region runs from base 39 to 707 and encodes 222 amino acids. Gene Ontology annotation, molecular function: glutathione transferase activity. NCBI's taxonomy places the organism in Eukaryota, Viridiplantae, Streptophyta, Magnoliopsida, Fabales, Fabaceae. The transcript has 2 exons. Gene Ontology annotation, biological process: glutathione metabolic process. Gene Ontology annotation, cellular component: cytoplasm. The record is from RefSeq and is a predicted model, not a curated record.
AAGCAGGGUAAAGUUGGCUAAAGAAAACACAAGCAAGGAUGGCAGAGGUGAAGCUACACGGAUUUUGGUAUAGUUUCCUCACUUGGAGGGUGAUGUGGACCCUAAAGCUGAAGGGUAUACCAUAUGAGAACAUAGAGGAAGAUCGCUUCAACAAGAGUCCUCAACUCCUUCAAUACAACCCAGUUCACAAGAAGACUCCAGUGCUAGUUCAUGCUGGAAAACCCAUAUGUGAAUCAAUGAUUAUUGUUGAAUACAUUGAUGAAACAUGGUCACAGAACCCAUUGCUUCCUGUUGAUCCCUAUGAGAGAGCUCUUGCACGGUUUUGGGUCAGAUAUACCGAUGACUUGAUUUCUUCAGUUGGGGCACUCUUCCAUAGCAAUAAGACUGGCGAAGAGCGGGAGAAGGCCAUAGAAAAAGUGAGGGAGCAUCUAAGAGUUGUUGAGGAUCAGUGCUUAGGUGAUGAGAAGAAAUUCUUUGGGGGAGACACUAUUAACAUUGUUGACAUAGCUUUUGGAUCCGUUGCAAAAUUUAUUGAGAUUGAGGAAGAUGUCUAUGAAGUGAAGGUCGUAGAAGCUGAGAAACUCCCUCGCUGGCAUUCAUGGUUUAAUAAUUUCAAGGAUGUCCCAGUUAUCGCAGAAAACCUCCCCGACCAUGAGAAAACGGUAGGCUGUUUCAAGUCUAUCCUAGAAAAACUUUUGGCAGCUUAAAGGAAACGGCAGCUUUGAUGAAGAUAUGAAUAAUAAGGGAAAUAAUUAUCUCAUUUGACAUGAGAUAAUUAUCUCAUCUAGAGACAAAGCAGUGAAAUUCAUUAUUUUAUUUUAUUUUAAUUGUAGACUUCAUUACCUUGUUUUUGUUGAAUGAGAUAAAUAAAUUCCAAAUAAUAAAGCAUUUCUCGCUAUAUGUGUCUUUCUA